Messenger RNA from Seriola aureovittata, 6628 nucleotides. RefSeq names its product sema domain, transmembrane domain (TM), and cytoplasmic domain, (semaphorin) 6E (gene sema6cb). Gene Ontology annotation, biological process: axon guidance; negative chemotaxis; semaphorin-plexin signaling pathway. Gene Ontology annotation, molecular function: semaphorin receptor binding; chemorepellent activity. NCBI's taxonomy places the organism in Eukaryota, Metazoa, Chordata, Actinopteri, Carangiformes, Carangidae. The record is from RefSeq and is a predicted model, not a curated record.
UGGGGCGCCUCUUCGCUGCUCCGGCGCUCUGGGAAUACUAUCCGCUUUUUUGGCGAAGAAAACUAGCUAAAACUAACUACUCCUCGCACGUUUACCGCUUCUCCUCUGCUGCACUGUCUCUUCUGAAAGACUGCAACGUACAUUUUUGUUUCUUCUCUUUUUUCACUGUGGAGCUACGGAGGAAACAGCGAGAUACACUGACAGCUGCUCUCUGAAGCCUGCACCCAGCCGGGUUUUACCUACCUGCUCGGUGGAUCGCUGCAGUCGCACUGUUCGGAAGCCGAGGAAGUUUACUGAAGACUGAACGCUCUUAGAGGGAGAACCUCAAAGGGGGGGUCUCAGCCCCUAACGCCCCACCAACCUCCCCAUCUUCAAACCCCCUACACCCCCUGAGAGAAGUCGGAGGAACUGGUGGAUUGGGAAAUCAUUUCGCGCAACAAAACCUGUCUGUGGGAGGUGAAUCUGCUGUGGGCCAUGUGUUUCUAGUGAGGUCUCAUCUUCUGCCAAAAUGAGGCUGACGCCCGGCUCGCCUCGACCCGUCCUGCCAGCCAUCUUGGCUCUCACCUUAGCCGCCUUCUUACCUCAGCUGUCCUCAGGAGCCACGCCGUUCCCUCAAGACCUGGAACCAAUCAGCAUCGUGGGCAGAGAAUCCUCCUACCUCUACCCCAGCUUCCAGGGACUCCUGUCGGACAAUGACACCGUCCGCCUGGGCCUGGAUUUCCAGAGGAUGCUGAGGAUCAACCACAUGCUCUACAUCGCUGCUCGGGACCAUGUGUUUGCCGUCAAUCUCGCCGUUUCAUCUGAGCAGAUAAUCCCACGGCAGAAACUGACUUGGAAGACGAAGGAUGUGGAGAAGUGCACUGUGAGAGGGAAAAACAGCGACGAAUGUUACAACUACAUCAAAGUCCUGGUGCCACGCAACGACGAGACGCUUUUCGCCUGCGGCACCAACGCCUUCAACCCCACCUGCCGUAACUAUAAGAUGUCCACACUGGAGCAGGAAGGAGAGGAGGUUGUGGGACAGGCUCGCUGUCCCUUUGAGUCCCGCCAGUCCAACGUCGGCCUGUUCGCAGGUGGUGAUUUCUACUCUGCAACUAUGACUGACUUCUUGGCAAGUGAUGCAGUCAUUUACAGAAGUCUGGGAGAAAGUAGCCCUGUACUACGAACAGUCAAGUACGACUCCAAAUGGCUGCGAGAGCCUCAUUUCCUCCACGCUAUUGAGUACGGGAACUACGUGUACUUUUUCUUCAGCGAGAUCGCAGUGGAGUACACCACUCUUGGCAAGGUGGUUUUCUCCAGAGUCGCUCGCGUUUGUAAGAACGACAACGGCGGCUCCCCGAGGGUGCUGGAACGUUACUGGACGUCGUUCCUCAAGGCGCGGCUGAACUGCUCCGUCCCCGGCGACUCUUUCUUCUACUUCGACGUCCUGCAGUCGCUGACCAACGUGCUGCAGAUCAACCACCGGCCGGCGGUGCUGGGCGUCUUCACCACGCAGGCUAACAGCAUCACCGGCUCGGCAGUCUGCGCCUUCUAUAUGGACGACAUCGAGAAGGCCUUCAGCGGCAAAUUCAAAGAGCAGAGGAACAGUGAGUCGGCGUGGACACCUGUUCCAGAGGAGCAAGUCCCGAAACCAAGGCCGGGCUGCUGCGCCGGGGAGGGCUCAGCCGCCGCCUACAAGUCGUCCACCACCUUCCCUGACGACACGCUGACCUUCAUCAAGUCGUACCCGCUCAUGGACGAGUCCGUCCCCUCGGUCAACGACAGGCCGUACUUCACCCGCACCACCAGCAGAUUCAAGUUGACCCAGAUAGCUGUGGACACGUCUGCAGGGCCGUACAAGAACUACACUGUGGUUUUUCUGGGCUCAGACAACGGCCAUGUGCUAAAGAUCCUGGCCAGCACCGAGGGAGCCAACGCAUCCUUCAGCACACAGCUCCUGGAGGACAUCGACGUCUACAACCCUAACAAAUGCAACGUGCAGGGGGAGGACAAGAGGGUGCUGGGUCUGGAGUUGGACCGGGAUCAUCAUGCGUUGUUCGUGGCCUUCUCCAGCUGUGUGAUCCGUGUGCCGCUCAGCCGCUGCUCCGACUACAGCACCUGCAAGAAAAGCUGUCUGUCGUCACGGGACCCUUAUUGCAUUUGGCUCAAGUCAGGCAGCUGUGCCACGGUCUCACCUGGUUUCAAAGGCGCGUUUGAACAGGAUGUGGAGAACGGCUACCAUCAGCACCCUGAUACCUGCCACGAUGUCCUGGCGACCACUCGCAAGCAAAACACGGCACUAGAUUCAGCGUAUGGGAAGACCACACCCACAAGCGCCAGCACAACCUAUCAUGGGGCGGCAUUCCCAAAGGAGGCAGGUGACCCUGAAAGAGGUACAGGUCCUGAUGGCCCUCCCCCAGUGGGGGAACAAGGGUCACCUGACUCGGAGCCAAUCAGUGUGGAGAUGGAGGGUGUGAGGCGGCCACCAGAGCUGGACAAGACCAAUCACAGUGUCCAUUAUACCCUCCUGAUCGCCUGUGUUUUGGUGGCCUUCGUCCUUGGCGCCUUUCUCUCCGGCUUCCUGGUGUCCUGCUACUGUAACCACACGAGCCACAAGACCAAGAAGCUCGAAGAUCCCGAGGCCCCGAUCCCGCACGCUCUGUCGCUCCGCAGCCUGGCCAAGCUCAAUGGCCUCCUGGACAGCCAGAGUAAGGACGACAAGCUGGAGGUGUCAUCUCCAAAGAUCUACAAUUCUUUCUUCGCCAACAGCAAGGAGCAUCACCCGCCAAGGAGAAACGGCCAUCACGGAAUGACAAUGGGAGACCUGGUUCACCCCCACCAUCACCACCUUCACCAUUCCUCGGAGCUCUCCGGUCUGCCGACACCAGACUCCACCCCAGAACUGCCCAUAAAGAGCAUGAAAGCCUUCAAGAACCAGUGGGAGAAGAACCAGAACUGCAACAAUGCCAAAGAACCAAAGUCCCAUAACAUCGGCUCCAGGCCCAGCUCAGCCCUGCUUCACCAGCAGGUCUUCCCCUACUCCCACAGCAUGUCCAAUGGGCAGCCUCUAGUCGGAGGCCACCUCCAUCCAGAGGAACGUAAAAUCCACAAUGUUGAACGUGUGCUAUCUCAGCAGCCUUACCCUGGUUAUUCACAGAAGGUGAUGGAGGUAACAUCACUGGAUGAGCUCCUGAAGCACAUCCACGAGGCGAGCACCAGCAAGACCUCUCAGUUAAUGAGUCCGUCGGGUCUGAUGGCGAGCGGUGGUGGAGGCCAGCUAGCCUUCGCCAACCGCAUCCAACCUCAGAUCCCUGAGACGGAAUCAGCGCCGUAUUACAGCUCGUCCACUUUACCUCGAGACAGCCUCACCCGACGCAUGGAUGUUCCCCCUGACAUUCCCCUGCACCACCAGUCCACCCUGGAGAGGAGGCACUCCUCCCAGAGGCACUCGCUGAUUGCUGCAGCCACCAAGAUGCCCAAUGGAGGUGGAGUAGUAGGAGGAGGGGGUGGAGGAAUGAUCCCGCGCCAGCACAGCUUCAGCCAACGAAAUGGUGGGCCGCACCAACCGCCUCCACUACUGGCACGGAUGAACUCGACGGGCAGCGCCUGCGAGGUUCACUACCCCCUCAUCCCCAGUGGGUACCUGGCACGCCAGCACAGCUACAAUGGAGAGCAGGAGGUCCCACACAGGGGCGCCAUCGUCCGCCGGGCCUCCUCUCUCAAACCCGACGUCCCUCCCAAGCCCCUGUUCAUACCUGCCACGUCCCCGGUCAACCAACAGGGGAAGUUCAACUACUGAGGAGGUUCACUCCUGGACUAGAGAGGGAGUCUCCCUCAUUGUGUCUUCUUAAAGGACCUUUCCUUUGAAGAAAUGCAGUGGGUUCGAGGUUGCACAUCUUCAUAAGAAAACACAACCAAUCGUGUGACAGCGAGUGUCACUGUGGACGAAAGCCUCAACCAAACUUGUUUUUUUUCCCCUUCUUUUUGUCCAGCGAAUAUCUUUGUACCAUAUUGGUAUUGCUCAGCUACUCGCUUAUUAUAGAACCGCUGACUUGGGUGACGUGACGCCACCUCCUUAUAUUAGGCUGCCAAUGUCCUCAGUGUGGAUUUACAAUGCAACUUAGUUUUUGGACGCGUUGAUGUUGGAAGGACUUUACACAUCAGUCAUCAUGAACACUAAAAAACCCGGAGGCGCCUGCGAUGCUUAGAUUCAGGCUUUUGCUUAACCUUUUCUGAUGUAGUGUUGGUAACCAGUCCCCACCCACCCCACCCUCGAAUGUGUUUAUAUUAUGCAUGUGUGUGUAUAUAUAUGUGUGUUUAUAUCCACACCGUAUAUGUAUACAUAUACAUAUGCAGUAUAUGUAACCUGUGGUGAAAAGUCAGCAAAAUUCCCCUGAAAGUAGUUAUGUCUUUGCCUUACUAUACUCUUUCAUCUUUGGGCAUAUCAAACGAUCCCCCCCCCCCCACCAAAUCAUGCACUUCAUUAACACAACUCGUCGUCAGUUGGCUGAAAACAAUGAACCAAAUUUGUUGGUGUUGACAAGAGAAAGGAAAUACUUCAACAAAGCAGCUAUACUCGUCCUUUCUCUCUUUUCUUUUCCUCUCCCAGCAGAUGUCAGGUCAGAAGUGACGCAAUCGGGUCCAUUUAGAUUCCUCGAGAAUGUUUCUAUAAGAUUGGUGCUCCACAAAAUCUAGUGGGUCGAACAUCCUCUGAAAUGGAAAUAAAACAAUACUGUACACUCUGAAAUAUUUUGGACCCAAAGAGGACGAGACAAACAUGCCAUGCCAGCCGGCAUCACGAGAAUGAACAUCAAACAUAGAACGGACUGCAAUUAUUAUAAUUAUUAACUUUGUGGCUAUUGGUUGUAAAUAAAGGAAUAAUUACUAGCCAAAUUUUAACUGUAUGUGUAAAUGUGUGCCUUAUUUAAUAAUAGUGUGUGACAUGGGGGUAGGGGUUAAUGCAAGGGGCUCAGAUGGCUACUAUGCUACAGUAUAUUGUAGGUGUUUCAUUUUCUAUGGUCGUCAGUAUGUGUCAUACAGUAUCUAUUGUAUAUUUGAAGAGUUUCAUUCCAGAAUGAGAUAUUUGUCAUUUAAAAUGUUGUCACCUGUUCUGAUAAACUGGUAACUGUGAAUAUGAUUGUAACACUUACUAUAGAAUCAUAUUUUAUGUUAUAUCUUGAGUAUAUUGAGCCUUUUUUUUUUUUUUGAGAUGGAUACAAUAUUUUGGAAUGAAACCCUUCAUUUCACUCUGUUUUUGUUUUGUUUUUGUUUCUUAGCAUCCCUGAAGUGUGAGCCUGCAGAAGUUUUUUUUUUUUUUUUUUUUUUGGGGUGGGGGGGCAAGUAUUCACAGCCUAAGACUGCAGACAUUCAGGUUUGACUGCCUCCGUAUUUUGUCACUUUCCACUGGGUGUCACUUUCCUUCUAGGUGCCAUUGUUCAUUUUUGUUGGUCUUUUAGCAGUAGCAUUAGCAUCCCUUUGGGUUUCUAAAGGAGCAGUUCACAGUUCCUCUUAAGUUAUCACCUACACACCUGUAGCCAUCGUAGAAGUCACAUUUAACCAAUGGAUAAAGCAAAUAUGUGGCGUUUUGCUGCAGUUCUGAAUGUCAGGUAAUUAUUUUUUAGCUCUUAUUUAGAGGUAAUUGUUGAGAAAAAGAAUGUGUUUGACUGUUGUUUUGGUUUUCUUUAAGAAUUAAAGAAUAAGAGGCGCUGGACUUCUACAAUGGUUACUGCUGUAAAUUUUGACUCACCUGUGUCACUGGGUGUCAACUUCAACAACAAUACAGGAAGCAAAUAAACAGGAGUUGAGAUGACAAAGUCUCUGUUUAGGAAAUAUGUCGAAACGUGGAGAAGUGCAAUGAACUAUGAUCCGACAAGCUGAGAUUAUCUCUUGGAUCGAUACCUGGGAAGCGAUUGUGGAGCAAAGUUCCCAGGUGGCCGCGCUGCCCAACAUCUGGUGAGGGGUUUCCCCUCAGGGAUGGCGAUGCCAGACGGCGCUGCCUGAGAGUCACCACGCCUUCAAGACUCUCCACUGCUGCUCUUUUCAGCAGAGUCACUUUGGCCACGGUCGACUGGAACCGUGAUCAAUUUCUGUGAAAACGGCACUGCACUAUUUACUGUAUCUGAAAGUGGUGUUUAUUGAUUGAAAUUUCCCAGAGCUCAUUUGACCCAAUGUAAAGUUUACUAUUCAUACUCCAACUCCAGUAAAUGAAGGAAAAUAUGGGCUGACCACAAGGUUUGUUGUAAGGAAGAAAUUAAAAACAGUUGAUUUGGAAUUAACAGGCAGCAGAGCAUUAAAUAGCCUUUCAAACAACAAACACAAAACAUCCAACCUGAUCUAAGGUCAAGCCCGUAAGGUUUCAUAAGAGGAAUUGUGUCAGCUACCGUGUUUGAAGAGUCUUUCUUUCUUUUUUUUUAAUCUGCCGGUGACAGAUUGAAUGGGAGAGGGAGCGGUCUCGCCUCUAAAAGCUCUAUCAGUAUUUGAUUUAGUGUAAAUACAUUCUAUCUGGGCGGGGUCUCAUUGAUUCAGUAUUAUGUUGGGUUUUUUUUUUUUCUGUUUGAUUUUCAGGCUACGCCUCUUGAAUUACUAUGAAUUUGGUCUCACAGAAUACCAUUGUAUGUCUCUUAUACUAGGAAUAAAAAUGAAAAUAUGA